This is a messenger RNA of Durio zibethinus, 5999 nucleotides long. The record is from RefSeq and is a predicted model, not a curated record. Lineage: Eukaryota; Viridiplantae; Streptophyta; Magnoliopsida; Malvales; Malvaceae.
CUAAUAAAACCAGUAAGUGAAAUGAAAAAUAAUGUAGUUACCAAAAUCUUUGUGGGAGCCAUUUCUGGGUAGGAUUCUAAUGAUUUUAUAAUGUUUGGCAACCUAAGGUUUGCCUAAUCUGAAUGUUGAAGCAACACCUGAUUGCUUCAUGAUAAGAUCCCAAUCCUUUUAUAGGUCCUUUUCAACCAGAAUUGUACUAUUUCUGGUGUAAGAAUGAUCUUUCUAGUUUAUGGCUUAACUUUAAUUUAUGAGAUACUUCUUACAUUGAAAGAUAAAGCUCUUUAACACAAGUUUCUAGCAUGUCGCCCUUUUAUACUGUGUUGUUUGUUCCAGCAGUAAGUGGAUUGAUCAAAGGGAAAAUCCUGCAAUUCUCUCUUCUGAUGAUUCACAAUUCAAAUAUAGUUAGCUUCUUGUUGGAAUGCUUGUAUGGGGUAAACCAAAUUUUGCUCUUCUGCCCCCUUUUCACCAUUCCUUGUCCGAUAAUCAUAUGCUAACACAACAAGAAACAUUCAUUUUUCCUGUUGCCUUGUUCAAUUCCUAGUAUAGGGCAUAGAACCUAGGGACCUUUGUCUUGUCGUUAAAUGGCUAAAACUUGGGAAAGAGAUUCUUGACUGGCUUGCUUUGAAUUCAUUAUACUUAAAGUAAUUCACUCUCCUUAAUUCAUCAUGCAUCUAUCAAUGUAAUUUCUUUUCUACAUCAGUUUCUAUUAAACAAAACAUGGGUUUCUACUUUCUACUUCUGAUACAUUGGUCCAUCAACAAAAAUUCCUCCAAAACACUACGCAUCUCCAGCUUUGGCAAUCUGGCAUCUUACCAGAUGAACAACAGGUCAAAUGUAAAUAGUGGAAAAACUAGUAAAACGUCAGGAGAUACUAUUCAUGGUCAGCUUGUUGAGUUGUGACAUCAGGUCGAUGCAACUAAACACAAACUAAUGCAAACAAAAAAAAAGGGUCGGUUUGAUGUGUAGCUGCGCCGAUACACUUGCAGUGCAGUAACUAUAAACCUCCCACUUUCUAAUAAACGAAUUAACUUAAGCGCAAACUUAAUCAUGUGUAAUUUCUUCAAGAACCUCAUCAGGAGACGUUAAUUGCAUCUUUAAAUUUAAUCUUUUUGCUUAUAUGAGCCAUUGGCUUCACCCUGUGUUGUAAUCAAGAUAAGAACAACGGACCGAUUGAGAUCAUGACCUGAUAAUUUUCUUAUUGGAAAGUUCAAUAUUAAAACAAAAGACUUUGCCAAGUUCAUCAGUCAAUAUUUUAACCCUGAUCGAAUUGAUCAUUGUUCAGAAUAUAAAAGAGAACCACGAGCAAAACAAAACCCCCAAAAAAGAUAAAAAAAAAAUCGCCAACUAGAACCCAGAAGAGCAACACCAUUUGUUAGUGGUUGGUGGCGGCCAAAAAAUCAUAGGCUGUGGCUAAAAACGAAACCAAUAAAUGGCAGUUGGCAGACAGAAAAAUCUAGUGGCCAAAAAAUCAUAGGGUUUAAAAAAAAAAAAAGACUUUGCAAGAGUCUUAGCUCCCAAUCACGUCUAGUUUUGGUGUAUUAAAAAAGGAAAAGUUAAUGGAGGAAUCUAUACUGUUAUCCAUAAGAAAGAAUACGAAACACUCGACAUCCAAAACUCCAUCAAAUAAUAAUUUAAUAAUAACUAUUAGUAAUUAGAUGAUGAUGAUUUAUUGAUUAAUCCUAAAAUAGGUCGCUUUAAGAACAAGUCCAAUUAUAAGCAAUUAGGGGGUGCUCCACUUUUUCUUAUAUUUAAAGAGUUUAACAGAUACUAUAGAAAAGAAAGUCUUUCUUUUUCGUGUCAGGGGUUUUUUCGUGUUCUGUUUUGUUUGGAGAGAAGUGAGAAUGAUGGUGGAGCUGUUUGUGUUGGGGUGUAUGGGAAUUGUGGUGUUCCUUCACGUAGCCAAUUUCUUCUUCCAUGUUCUUUCUCAACACCUCGCCUUUCGUUCUCUCAGUUUCCUGGGAUUUGCUGGGUGGUAGACCAAAGAGAGAAAACAGAUAAACUGAUUCAUUUUCUUCUUGCAAGUUGUAAUGUGGGUCAUGCUUGCACAUGCCAUCACGCUCUGUAAAUAUUUACUUAGAACUAGAAUUUGAGUAGCAUAUUAUAUAAUUAUUAUAAUAAUUAUAACCUUGUAUUCUUAAAACAAAAACUUUGAAGGAAACAAAAGGGAAGGUUUUACCCAAAUUUAGCCAAAUCAUAUUGUAUACUGUAACUGUAUUCUAUGGCAUUAAGGAAUCCUUCAAGUUAUGUUAUUGCUCAUGUUGAAAAUGAUGUCUGAUCUUCAGUUUUGAUGAAAUUCUUACAAGAUGAAAAUGUUCUGUUAAAGUUCAGUCUCUCACCUCACAAUACUGUAAUAAUACCCAAAAAACUGGAAAUGUUGGUAGUAGUUAGAAGACAGUAGUUUAUUAAAGAGCUCUUUCUGAGUAAUAUAAUUGAAAUUAGUUAUUGUUGAAACUUGAAUGGAGGAAUAAUUGGGGUUGUUUGGUGGAACAAUUUUUUCAUAUAUAGAGCGAAGAAAGAAGAAAAGAGAGCCAUGGUAUUGCUAGUGAAAAAAUCCAAGUAACGAGGAGUGAGGGACAACUCAAACAAAGAGAGUUAGGCAUGGCAUGGCAUGCUCCUAGAAUUUAUCCAUUUCACCAAUCAACAUUUUCUGAUUCAAAGGAUUUAGCUUUCAAGUGCUGCUCAAAAUGUCAGAUCUUGUUUGAGAUCAUGUCAUUCUCAUUAUGAUGAUGAUGUUUUUACUUCUGGUUUGGUAACUAAAUUUAAUGGCUUCACUGGCCUAAAUAUCACAAAUCCAUGCUGAAGUUAUUGCUCAAGUGAAAAAUCUACUUCUAGCUAGUUUGAGAAAAUUCCCGAGUUUCAUAACAAAACGACUACGCAUAAGGAAUUGAACGUAGUUUAUAACGUCUUGACCACCCAGAAGCAGGUUAAUGAACAAAUGGAUCAUGAAAAUUCGUUACCUCAGUUCCGUCCAUUUCCAAAAAUCUCUUCUCCAACGACGUUACCCACGUUUUAAAUCAUUUACUUUCUCUUCUCAACAUUUUCAAACCUCAGCUAAAUCAACCCACGACUUAAAAUCCUACCCUUGUUUAAGCUUAAACGAAGAGCUAAAUCUUACACCCUUCUCUGUUCCAUACUACUCUAAGCUCUUGUCAAAAUGCAAUGCCACCAAGACCCUAUCUCCAGGCAUGCAAAUCCAUGCCCAUAUGAUCAAAUUUGGGUCAAGCAAAGACCGCAAAAGUUGGAACUUUCUGACCAAUUUGUAUGCAAAAUGUAAACUUUUUGGCUAUGCCAGGAAACUGGUUGAUGAAAGUCCUGAACCGGACUUGGUUUCUUGGUCUGCUUUGAUUUCUGGGUAUGCCCAAAAUGGGUUUGGUAAAGAAGCCAUUUUAGCCUUUCAUGAGAUGCAUUUGUUGGGUGUUAAGUGCAACGAGUUCACUUUUCCAAGCGUUCUAAAAGCUUGUACUUUUGCAAAGGAUUUGGAGUUAGGGAGACAGGUUCAUGGAGUCGUGGUGGUUACCGGUUUCGAGUGUGAUGAAUAUGUAGGUAACAGCUUGGUUGUCUUGUACGCAAAAUGCGGGGAAUUUGGUGAUUCGAGGAGGCUUUUUGAUGAUUUACCUGAAAGGAGUGUUGUUUCAUGGAAUGCAUUGUUUUCUUGUUAUGUGCAGAGUGACUACUUUGGAGAAGCAGUGGAGUUGUUUCAUGAAAUGGUUUCAAAUGGAAUAAAACCUAAUGAAUUUAGUUUAUCUAGCAUGAUAAACGCUUGCACAGGGUUGGAGGAUAGUGGUGAAGGAAGGAAAAUUCACGGGUCCUUGAUAAAGCUUGGUUAUAAUUCAGAUCCUUUCUCGAAGAAUGCACUUGUGGACAUGUAUGCAAAGAUAGGAAAUCUUGAGGAUGCUGUUUCCGUUUUUGAGGAGAUUACAAAACCUGAUAUUGUUUCUUGGAAUGCUGUCAUCGCUGGUUGUGUUCUUCAUCAGAACCAUGAUUGGGCUUUAGAGCUUUUUGGGCAAAUAAGAAGGUCUGGAACACAUCCAAAUAUGUUUACCUUGUCCAGUGCGCUAAAAGCUUGUGCUGAGACGGGGCUCAAGGAAUUGGGCAGACAGUUGCACUGUAACUUGAUAAAGCUAAAUGUAGGAUCAGAUCCUUUUGUGGAUGUUGGUCUUAUUGAUAUGUAUUCCAAAAGUGAUUUGAUGAAUGAUGCAAGAAUGGUUUUUAAUUGGAUGCCAGACAAGGACAUGAUUGCAUGGAAUGCUGUUAUCUCUGCGCAUUCACAAAAUGGGGAAGAUAUGGAAGCUGUAUCACUGUUUCCUUUGAUGUACAAGGAAGGAGUAGGAUUUAAUCAGUCAACUUUAUCAACAGUCCUCAAAUCCAUUGCUCGCUUGCAGGCGAACAAUGUUUGCAAACAAUUUCAUACACUCUCGGUGAAAUCAGGAUUUGAGUCUGACAAUUAUGUUGUAAACAGCCUUAUCGAUGCAUAUGGAAAAUGUGCCCUUCUAGAAGAUGCAAAAAGAAUAUUCAAAGAGCGCUUAAUUGUUGAUUUGGUGGGUUUCACAUCUAUGAUCACAGCUUAUUCUCAAUCUGGAGAAGGUGAAGAAGCUCUUAAGCUGUAUUUAGAAAUGCUAGGUAGAGGGAUAGAGCCGGAUCCAUAUGUUUGUAGUUCACUCCUAAAUGCAUGUGCAAAUUUAUCAGCAUAUGAACAAGGGAAGCAAGUGCAUGUUCACAUCUUGAAAUAUGGAUUUAUGUCUGAUAUUUUUGCUGGAAAUUCUCUCGUCAACAUGUAUGCCAAAUGUGGAAGCAUAGAUGAUGCAGAACGUGUGUUCUCUAAGAUUCCUGAGAGAGGAAUAGUCUCAUGGUCCGCAAUGAUAGGAGGACUAGCUCAACAUGGGCAUGGGAAAGAAGCCCUCCGGGUAUUUAAUCAAAUGCUUAAAUAUGGUGUUUCUCCCAAUCAGAUAACUUUGGUCAGCGUCCUGUGUGCUUGUAAUCAUGCUGGUUUGGUUACUGAAGCCAAAAAAUACUUCGGAUCAAUGAGAGAGUUGUUUGGAUUUGAACCUAUGCAAGAGCAUUACGCCUGCAUGAUUGACCUCCUUGGUCGAGCAGGGAGAUUAGAUGAGGCAAUGCAACUCAUAAAUACGAUACCUUUUCAAGCUGAUGCCUCAGUUUGGGGGGCACUUCUUGGUGCUGCUAGAAUCCACAAGAAUGUUGAGCUUGGCCAACAUGCAGCAGAGAUGCUUUUUACACUUGAACCAGAGAAAUCUGGUACCCAUAUUCUUCUAGCUAACAUAUAUGCAUCAGUUGGCAUGUGGGAUAAUGUGGCAAAGAUGAGAAGACUAAUGAAAGACUGCAACGUGAAGAAAGAACCUGGGAUUAGUUGGAUUGAGGUCAAAGACCAGAUACACACUUUCGUAGUGGGAGACAGAAGCCAUGUUAGGAGUGAAGAAAUCUAUGCAAAGCUUGAUGAGCUAAGUGACCGUUUGAACAAAGCUGGCUAUGUUCCCAAGGUGGAGAUUGAUCUUCAUGAUGUGGAACGUGGUGAAAAGGAGAAGCUUCUAUACCACCACAGUGAAAAACUUGCAGUAGCCUUUGGGUUGAUUGCCACUCCGCCAGGAGCUCCAAUUAGAGUGAAAAAGAAUCUUAGAGUCUGCGUUGAUUGCCAUACCGCAUUCAAAUUCAUUUGUAAAAUUGUCUCCAGGGAAAUUAUUGUGAGAGACAUCAACAGAUACCACCAUUUUAAAGAUGGUUCAUGCUCUUGUGGAGACUAUUGGUGAUACUUCAGGAAGAAACGCAAAUCUCACACAGACAAUAUGUGCACUCCCCCCCCCCCCCCCCCAACCUUAUCUUUACAAUAACAAGCCAGCUGUCAUAACCUCUUUCUUUCUCCUAACAUUCAACGAUAUUCUUGUCCUUUUCUUUCUCUGUAUCACAUCAGGUGUGUUAGCUUAAAUCUAUUUUUUUGGAUAAAUGGAAAAUUGGUUAAUUUGAUCCCAUCAAGCUAUGUCAGCUUA